Helianthus annuus (common sunflower) is the source of this 1360-nucleotide messenger RNA. RefSeq lists its product as uncharacterized. The record is from RefSeq and is a predicted model, not a curated record. The transcript is spliced from 4 exons. The coding region runs from base 608 to 1024 and encodes 138 amino acids. NCBI's taxonomy places the organism in Eukaryota, Viridiplantae, Streptophyta, Magnoliopsida, Asterales, Asteraceae.
CUUUUGAUAUUUUCAGUUCUUCGGUUCUGAUGAGAGGAUAAAGGCUGUAAGAAAAAUGACCAUGGAUGUCACUACGGAUCAAAGAAAAGUAGCGUUGCGCCUCUUACUGCCUUACCAAAGAUCCGAUUUCAAGGGCAUUUUCCGAGCAAUGGAUCAAAGAAAAGUAGCGCUGUGAGAUCUUAGAGAGAGACUACAAAGAUAUAAUGGAUAUCGAAUUCACAGUUCAAGAAAACAGACUUUGAAUGUUACAAUGCCGGACAGGGAAACGUACCGGUAAAGAUAUAGUGAGAAUUGUAGUAAAAAUGGUGAACAGAGGGUUAAUUGAUACUUAAACGGCAGUUAAGUGGGUCGACAUUCAACAUCUAGAUCAACUUCUUCAUCCACAGGUUCGUUCUUACGAUAGUUGACUAUGUGAUUAGAGAAGGUGAAUGGAUUUCACUUAAUGAAUCAACUGGCAGGUAAAGACGAAAUCGGUAAACAGCAAUUGGCACGAUAAGCACUGAUUUAGAAACAUUCAUUUCAUGGGCUAAUAGAAGAAGCUGAAGAUUCUUGUGAAGUUAACAGUCUAAAGAAGGUAGCAGAUGAAAACUCAGUUUCGUCUCAAGAUAUGGAUCUAGAACACAAUUUGCACAUCUCAGUGAUGAAAAUCAAUGAAGUGUCUGAUGUGAAACUAGAAUCGGAUGGCAUCUCAAGCCAAUCUGAAGAACUUAACAAUCUAAAGGAGGAUCUAGAUGUUAAUUUGAAAACUGAUGAAGUAUUUGAUCUGAAACCAAAAUCGGAUGACAUCCCAAGACCAUGUGAGGGUGAGAAUUUAGUGCAGAAAGUCGAUUCUGGAGACGAUUUAAUGAGUGCAAUGAAGGAACACAAUUUUGUUGUGGUUCAAGAAGAACAUUCUAAAUACCUUCUUGAAUCAGUUUCUACAGGGGAUGAUGCUGAUAUGUUAGCUACAGCCUUUAAGUACAUGACUGAGGAAGUUGAAAUGUCUGAUGAGGUUGAAAUGUCUGAGGAAGUUGAAGAUAAAUAGCCGAUUUGUUGAUCUCAGUGUGAAUUUGCUGCUCGAGGUUUAUUUAAAAACUGAUUUUUAAAACCGGUUCGGUUUUUAAAUGUCUGAUGAUGCUGAUCUCAUAACUGCCAAAAAAACUGGUCUGUAGAAAAACCGGUCUGCAGAAAAUACGUGCAGAAUCUGUAGGUAGUUUCGUCAGAAAAAAAAGGUUUGCGGAAUUUGAUUUUUGAUGUUAUUUGACCUAGCCGACUCUCUUAGUCUAUCACCGGAGUCGCCUAAUGAAGCUACGAGAGUCGAAAAAACUGCGGUUUGGGGGGGGGGGGGUUUGGUCGCAAAAAUCUGCAGAGUUUUGGGUAG